Messenger RNA from Tarenaya hassleriana, 2031 nucleotides. Its product is annotated as protein PHLOEM PROTEIN 2-LIKE A8-like. The record is from RefSeq and is a predicted model, not a curated record. The transcript has 6 exons. Lineage: Eukaryota; Viridiplantae; Streptophyta; Magnoliopsida; Brassicales; Cleomaceae. Gene Ontology annotation, biological process: signal transduction. The coding region runs from base 15 to 674 and encodes 219 amino acids.
AAAAUCACGGACAGAUGGGGAUCUUCUCUCGCCAUCUCACUGUCCCUCCGCCACAGCAGCAUGAAGUGUUCAUCAAUUACCGCGGAGGAGAGCUCCGCUAUGGAUUCAUCAGCCACCUCGUCGAUGCCUUUCACCGUCAUCGAAUCAGAUUCUCCGUCGACAAUGGCGAACGAAGAGGCGAGGAUCUGAAAAACCUCUUCGUGAGGAUCCAAGAGUCCAGAAUCGCAUUGGCCGUCUUCUCCACGAGGUACCCGGAUUCAGAAUGGUGCUUGGACGAGCUCGUGAAGAUCGACGAAUGCGUGAAGAUGGGGAACUUGAGAGUCAUUCCAAUAUUCUACAAGGUCGAACCAGAUGACGUGAGAAGACAGGAGGGGGGUUUCGGUGAGAACUUCUGGAAACUCGCCAAGAUUUCUCGAGGUAAACAGAUCAUGAUGUGGAAGGAUGCUUUGGAGUCAGUCUCCGACAAGAUGGGCUUGACCUUCGACGACAAGAGCUACGAGUCCGAAUUUAUCAAGGAAAUCGUUACAGAGGUUGAGAGAGUACUAACUGCGAUUCCAUCCGGGCAAAAAGGAUAUCGCUCUUACAAUCAUAUGCGAAAGGAAAGGAGAAAUGCCCCUUAUGCCUUGUAUCAGUCUCGUCACUGGAGAAGAACAAAAUCCAGGACAUUCUGGUGACAAUAUGUAUUCCAUGGAUACCCAUGAUCUUAGUAUCUUUACCGACAAGAUGCGUCUGUUGUUAACUCCUUUGCAUGUUCUGGUGCUUUCGUUUGAGGCCCAAACUGGAGAAUUGGAGUUCUGAGGUGGCUACAAAGCUACUUUGUCACCCGAUGAUUGAAAAUGAGGAUUCCCUUACCAUGAAGGAUAGCACAUUACAGUACUACUUUAAAAGGAUAGACCAUAUUUUACUGACUCAAUCUGCGGUUGUCCUAAGGGAAUUAACGAUGGGUGAUUGGACGGUUAAUGUUGGGCAUGUCGUGUGGCCCUUGGGACAAAUUUGCUGCUGCAUUGUCUCUGACCGCAGAAAAAUGAGUUUUGUUCCAAUGUCCUAAAGCCAUAGGAAAUACUAAGUGGAGAAUGCCGGUAAUCUGCUAUGGCCAUUGCUUUAUAUGGAGAGGCCGGGAAUAUGCUUUGCGAGACGAUGUAGCAUCUGGAAUCCGGAAUGGUUGCUAUUUUAUACACCUCGUUGAUGAUGGGCCGUUAAUUAUUAGGUGAAGAGAGUAACCAGUGAUGUUGGCGAAGGCAAUGGCAAAGGGACCGUCGGCCAUGAAGAAAAUGGAGACAGACGAUGCGGUGAAGGGUGAUGGAGAGGUAAGCACCAAAUGCUUGUGAACAAAGAGAUGAAUCAAUAGCUAAAGCUGACACAAUAGAGUAACCAGUGACGUUGGCGAAGGCAAUGGCGAGGGAACCCCCGGCAAGAAUGACUCCCCCCUCCCCCACCUAAAGCCUUUAAAAUCCCCCCCACUGGCUCCUUCUCCUCUUCCUGUUUCAUGAUCUUUCUCCUCCCUUCAUUGCCCCAUUUCUUCCAUUGCUUUCCAUUGAAAUUUUCAUCUGGAUCAUGAAGUGGAAGGAUGCAUUGGAAUCCGUUUCCGACAAGAUGGGUUUGAUCUUCAAGAUGGGUUUGAUCUUCCGAGACAUGAGCUACGAGUCCGAAUUCAUCAAUGAAAUCGUUACGGAGGUCAAGAGAGAGCUGGCUGCAUCGCCUUACGGGGAAAGAAGGUAUCAUUCUUACAAUCAUAUCCAAAAGAAAAGGAGAAAUGGGCCUUAUGUUUUGUAUCGGUCUCCUCGCCGGAAAAGAACAAAACCCGGAAAAUUCUGCUGACAGUGAAUAUUCCAUGGAUGCCCAUAUGAUCCCAGUACCUCUACCGACAAGAUGUGGUCGUUGUUCUUGGGAAUGUUUUCCGAAUAGGGGAAUCCUGUAAUGUUCUGUUGUUGUUUUUCUUAUGGGAGGAAGUUGAAUAACGAAUCUGUAAUAGUGGAAACUUCUUUGUUUUGUGAAUGUUUUUUUCUCUUUCUAUAAUGUUUUUUUUCUCUA